AUGGCGAGAGACAUAUUGGGUCGUGCGCUGCAGAAUCUACAUGGAUUAUUACAGAUGCCGUACGGCUGUGGAGAACAAAACAUUGCUGUUCUUUCUCCCAAUAUUUACAUUUUACAGUAUCUGGAAAACACGGAGCAGCUCACCUCCGAAAUCAGAGAGAAAGCCAUUGGCUAUCUUAAAAAUGGGUAUCAGAGGCAACUGAACUAUGAGAACUCAGAAGAUGGGUCAUACACAACUUUUAGUCAUGGAGAAGGAAAUACAUGGCUCACAGCUUUUGUGCUGAGGACGUUUGGAAAAGCUCAGCGUUAUAUCUUUAUUGAACUAGAAAAAAUAGAGAGAUCGAAGCGAUGGCUGAUGCACCACCAACAAACAGACGGCUGUUAUAAGAGCAAGGGGAAACUCUUCAAUAACAGAAUGAAGGGGGGUGUAAGUGACAGCGUGACCAUUUCUGCCUAUAUAACUGCAUCACUGCUCGAACUGAACAUGUCAGUUACGGAUCCUGUUGUGAGUAAAGGCUUGCUGUGUCUGAAGAGAUAUGUUGGUGAUAUCAGCAACACAUACACCACUGCUUUGCUCGCUUACACAUUCAGUCUAGCAGGAGACAGCUUAACUCGGGAUCAUCUUUUGAAGAAGAUCAUGGACAUUGGCAUUUCAGAAGGGUCUCAACUGCACUGGACUCAGAUGGGAUCUAGUGAUGAUUCUGGUUCUCUGGCAGUGGAGAUCAGCUCAUAUGUUCUGUUAGCGGUUCUCACUACAGAUUCAGUCACUACAGCUGAUCUGGGAUAUGCUAACAGGAUUGUCAGCUGGCUCGUGAAGCAGCAGAACGCUUAUGGAGGAUUCUCCUCUACACAGGACACAGUUGUGGCUCUUCAGGCUUUGUCUCUGUACGCCACCAAAGUGUUCAGCUCUGAUGGUUCCAGCACAGUGACGGUUCAGUCAGCAGGAGACUCUCACAGCUUUGAUGUGAAUCUGGACAACAAGUUGCUGUAUCAGGAGAAGAAACUGAACAACGUUCCAGGCAAAUACAGUAUUGAAGUGAAGGGAUCAACCUGUGUGUCUGUGCAGAUUUCUCUUUUCUAUAAUAUCCUCUCACCCAUUGAAAGGAGCACAUUAAGCAUCUAUACUAAGACAGAGGGAGUGUGUGAUGACUCAAAUGGACAAAUUCUGGACAUCAGAUUUAGCAUAGUAUAUACCGGGUCUCAACCUACUACCAACAUGGUCAUUGUGGAUAUCAAACUUUUGUCUGGUUUCAUAGCAGAUCCUUAUUCUAUAGAUUCGCUGAAGAGUGCAGCACUUGUGAACCGUGUCGAAUCUAAAAACGAUCAUGUCAUCAUGUAUCUACAAGAGGUUCAACAGAACUUCCCUGUUCUCUACAGACUGCGUACUAAACAAAUACUUUCAGUAGAGAACCUCAAGCCAGCAGUAAUAAAAGUUUAUGAUUAUUACCAGACCAGUGACGGGUCUGAAAGGAAAUACUUCAAUCACUGUCUGAAGAACACAGGGCGCUGAAGAUCAAACAACAGAUGCUCAUUACACAAUUGAAUGUGUUUUUAUUCAUGUAG
Molecule: messenger RNA, 1562 nt
Organism: Triplophysa rosa
Lineage: Eukaryota; Metazoa; Chordata; Actinopteri; Cypriniformes; Nemacheilidae
Gene: a2m2a
Product: alpha-2-macroglobulin
Exons: 13
Coding region: 1-1509 (502 amino acids)
Cellular component (GO): extracellular region
Source: RefSeq, a predicted model, not a curated record